AGAACACGUGGAGCUGGGGAUGGACCAGUGGGGAGCAGGCAGGUUCUGGAUGAGAGCUGAGGACAGGACUAAACAGAGAUAUGUUUGGAGGCAAGAGACAGACCCUGGGGCCAUGGAUUGGCAACAGCAGAAGGCGUUGAGGAGCCCCCAGAGCGGGCGAGAGGGUGGCAAUAGCAUCUUGAGAAAGGAACACAGGAGGAACAGGUUUAGGGUAAGAUGUGGAAUUUGGGUUGGGCCCUGUUGCAUCAGAGACUGAUUUUGGCCCAGCAGGAAGAGCACCACUGGAAAAGAGAAACUUGGAGCAUGCAUCUUUUUUUGCCUGACCGAAAUAGGGUGGGACUAUAGGAAGAAAGGUGUUAGGGGUCAGGUCCUGACCACAGAGAAGGAAGGGUACAGCCCUAUGAGAGAAGAGUCAGGGUCAGUGUGCUGGUUCCAGAAGGGUUAAGUCACCAGCCUCCCUUCUUCAUAGCUUCCCCCACCCAGGACCCAGCAGUGACAGCUGAGGCCAUGUGAGUCUGAUCCUGAAUGAGGCUUUAUCUCUGACGGCUUGUCCCAUCGUCCACUGUGGCACCACCAGCUUCCUCCAACAGCCUGGAUGGAACAGGGCAACCAAGACAGCCUGAGCAAGAGAGGUGAGAGUAACCAUAGCCUGGACUGAGAAGAAAAGACUGGGCCUCUAGCUGCCAACCAGGUGAUGGGGACACAGGAUGACAAUACACACCCUCUGAACGCUGACACGGAUCCUCUAUCCUGACCCUGCCUGACCAAGCCAUGUCUCAACAAGCCUCAGUGGGCAGGGGGCUACCCCCAGACGUGCUGGCAGAGCAGGUGGAGCUAUGGUGGUCCCAGCAGCCCCGGCGCUCCUUGCUCUGUUUCUCCGUGGCGGUGAUCCUUGUGGCUGGCUGUGGGGCAGGCGGCGUGGCACUGCUGUCCUCCACCAGCAGCCGAUCUGGCGAAUGGAGACUCGCCGUGGGCACUGUGCUGUGCCUGCUGGCCCUGCUGGUUCUGGUGAAGCAGCUGAUGAGCUCCGCAGUGCAAGAUAUGAACUGCAUCCGCCAAGCCCAGCACGUGGCCUUGCUGCGCAGCGGGGGAGGGGCAGAUGCUGUGGUCGUGUUGCUCAGUGGCUUUGUGCUUCUGGUCACUGGUCUGACCCUGGCUGGGCUGGCUGCUGCCCCAGCCCCAGCACGGCCACUGGCUGCCAUGCUGUCUGUGGGCAUUACCUUGGCUUCCUUGGGCUCAGUCUUGCUGCUGGGUUUGCUACUGUACCAGGUGGGUGUGAGUGGACACUGCCCCCCGAUCUGUACAGGGGCGUUCUCCACCCGAAAUGGCCACGGUGAUAGCGGCAGCAUCUUUAGCAUCUCAGGACAGUUGUCUUCUGGCCAGCGUCAUGAGACUACCUCCAGCAUUGCCAGCCUCAUCUGACAGAGAUGGAGCCCUUCUUCCCAUGCCCUGCCUCAGUACCCCCAGAACUUGUAGCAGACAUGCACAGGUGUAUGCAUAUAUGUGUGUCCCCCUGCCAUGGCAUUGCAUGAUAUGUGAUUAGAAGCUCAUGUGCACCCACAUAUCCAUUCUAUGAGAAGGUGAGUGGUACCUGCUUGGGGCUGUUUGUAUCCAUGGACUGUUACACUAGUCCUGGGGUCUACAGUCUUAAGACCCUUCACCUCCAGCCUUGCCCUAUGACAUCCUGGAGGAUCUCCACAGGUGACUGUUGCCUAUCCAAGACUACAUCAACGAUCACUCUUUAAAGAGUGACUCUUGGCAAAGCUGGGAGAAAUGGGUUCCGGAUGAGAUGGACUUAUACGGGGAAAUGCCUUUGAGUUUGUAACCUAGCAGCCGGGGCCAGUGAGAGGUGACUCAGCUGCUCAGUUUCUUAGAACAGUGUUGCUAUCGAUUCUUAGGAUUAAAUGCCUCUUGGGCAAGAUGAUUGGGCUCCUGGCAAAUGUUCAAUUAAAAGGUGACUCUAGUGAAAAAAAAAUAAAUUAUGGGGAAAGGGUGGCUGUA
Molecule: messenger RNA, 2001 nt
Organism: Arvicanthis niloticus (Nile rat)
Lineage: Eukaryota; Metazoa; Chordata; Mammalia; Rodentia; Muridae
Source: RefSeq, a predicted model, not a curated record